AAGGCACUCUGCAGAACUCGCCCUCAGCCCGCACCACCUGUCCAGGGGACUGGUUGCGUGUCAAUGUGUCUCCCAGGGUUCCCACAGAUCUUUAACUUAUUGGCCUUUGGGCUAAUUCAGUCCUUCAAGCAUUCCCCGCCCAACAUGCCAGGAAGUCUUCUCACGUGUCUUCCACCCCACACCUACCAGUUCUGUUUUCCCACUACCCGAUGAAAGUGUAACCGCCCCCCGGCCCCCCCCACACACACACCCUGUUGGUCCCACCCUCAGGGCGUGGUGGUCCAGGUGAACGCUUGCCCUCUUUUUGAGCUGCACCUCCCCACAGAGGCUGUCAGCAAAGACUGCUUUGCUGUCCAAGGCUGGCCUUUAGGUACAGGACACUAUGCAUGUCCAGCGAGGCUUGUUGAAGCCACAUCUGUCAUAGAUAUUGAUGGGAAAAGCAUUUUCCUUCUAACACAUCUAAUUCCAAUUCUAAAAGGCACCUCUCAGGUCUUGCUGAACUUCAUCAAGAUUUUCACGUGGUUUCCUUAGUAAAGUGUGAUGAGAAGGUCCAUCCUUCUCAGGAUGAAGGAGUGGUCCAGGAAGCCCUGAUUGGUCUGCCGGGGAGGGAAGGGCUGCCUUAUUUGGAGACCUGCAGGAAUGCCACCUCCCCCGGCAGCUUCUAUAUAGCUGGGCGGACCUGGCUGCCAAGAGGGUGUGCUGGGGGACUGUGCAGCUCGAGGCUUCAGAAGCACACUCCAGAGAGAGCCAAGGUUCUGACGCGAUGAGGAAGCACCUGAGCUGGUGGUGGCUGGCCACUGUCUGCAUGCUGCUCUUCAGCCACCUCUCUGCGGUCCAGGCGAGGGGCAUCAAGCACAGAAUCAAGUGGAACCGGAAGGCCCUGCCCAGCACUGCCCAGAUCACUGAGGCCCAGGUGGCUGAGAACCGCCCGGGAGCCUUCAUCAAGCAAGGCCGCAAGCUCGACAUUGACUUCGGAGCCGAGGGCAACAGGUACUACGAGGCCAACUACUGGCAGUUCCCCGAUGGCAUCCACUACAACGGCUGCUCUGAGGCUAAUGUGACCAAGGAGGUAUUUGUCACCGGCUGCAUCAAUGCCACCCAGGCGGCAAACCAGGGGGAGUUCCAGAAGCCAGACAACAAGCUCCACCAGCAGGUGCUCUGGCGGCUGGUCCGGGAGCUCUGCUCCCUCAAGCAUUGCGAGUUUUGGUUGGAGAGGGGCGCGGGACUUCGGGUCACCAUGCACCAGCCAGUGCUCCUCUGCCUUCUGGCUUUCAUCUGGCUCAUGGUGAAAUAAGCUUGCCAGGAGGCUGGCAGUACAGAGCACAGCAGCGAUCAAAUCCUGGCAAGUGAUCCAGCUCUUCUCCCCCAAACCCACGCGUGUUCUGAAGGUGCCCAGGAGCGGCGAUGCACUCGCACUGCAAAUGCCGCUCCCACGUAUGCGCCCUGGUAUGUGCCUGCGUUCUGAUAGAUGGGGGACUGUGGCUUCUCCAUCACUCCAUUCUCAGCCCCUAGCAGAGCGUCUGGCACACCAGAUUAGUAGUAAAUGCUUGAUGAGAAGAACACAUCAGGCACUGCGCCACCUGCUUCACAGUACUUCCCAACAACUCUUAGAGGUAGGUGUAUUCCCGUUUUACAGAUAAGGAAACUGAGGCUCAGAGAGCUGAAGUACUGCACCAAGCAUCACCAGCUAGAAAGUGGCAGAGCCAGGAUUCAACCCUGACUUGUCUAACCCCAGGUUUUCUGCUCUGUCCAAUUCCAGAGCUGUCUGGUGAUCACUUUACAUCUCACAGGGACCCACAUCCAAACAUGUAUCUCUAAUGAAAUUGUGAAAGCUCCAUGUUUAGAAAUAAAUGAAAACACCUGAGCUGGUGGCUGUGUACUUUGACUGGUACAUGGAGGCUAUUUUAAUCCUUCUAACUAAACUAAAAUAGAAUAAAGGAAUUAAACUAAAAUAGAAGUAAAGCUAGACAAAGGCCCAGAAAUCAUAUUGUAAGGAAAUGUUAUUGGAAGCUGAUUCCCAGAGCAGACCACAUAUACAGCAGGAUGUGCCUGUGGCAUGAAGAUUUUCUUUCUCUUUUUUUUUUUUUUAGAUGGAGUUUUACUCUUGUUGCCCAGGCUGGAGUGCAACGGCAUGAUUUUGGCUCACUGCAGCCUCUGCCUCCCAGGCUCAAGCACUUUUCCUGUCUCAGCCUCCUGAGUAGCUGGGAUUACAGGUGUGUGCCAUCAUGCCUGACUAAUUUUGUAUUUUUAGUAGAGACAGGGUUUCGCCAUGUUGGCCAGGCUGGUCUUGAACUCCUGACCUCAGGUGAUCCACCCAGCUGGGCCUCCCGUAGUGCUGGGAUUAGAUUUUUUUUUAUUUUUUUUCAAAAGAAGGGUAAGUGCUUGCUGUUCCCAUCCCUGAAACAUUGCAUGUAUUUAAGAAAAACAAAAUGUUAAUGGCAUAUUUGCUUCUAAUGUUCUCCUAACCCUACAUGCAUGUUUUAUGUACACCCAUAUGAGUAUCUUUAAAUAUAAUCCCUUUAUAUCUGUGUUCUAUGCAAAGUCUCUCAUUUCUUUCAAGGCAGCCUAAUGAAGGCCAUCAUCUCUGUAAACCACUUGUCACUACAAAAAUACAAUUACUCACCAAAAACUUUAAAAAAUAAAGCUGUGUCUUUAGGGAGACCCAAUAAAGAGUUCAAUCCAUGCCAUAAGCAGGAGUUGAUACACCACCUUAUUAGCUAAAAAUAUAUAUAACACAAUAUGAGUAAUGUUUAAGAUCUGUUUUAAAUUUAAAAUAAUGAAUUGAAUGCUCUAAGAGGCUCCUACAGGUGCUCCAGGCCACUCUCAGAGACUCCCAGGAGUUGUUGAACUAUAUUUGGAGAAAACAGCCACUGAAUAUUAUCAUUUCUCCUUUAAAGAGAGUUUGUAAGGGGGGAACAUGCAUUUUAUCAGACAAUUUAUCCAAAGCAUUUCAGAACAUGAGUGCUGAUGAGGGCACCUCUUGUGCUGAGUCCCCUCAGCUAUCAGUGUUCUUCUCAAGGACACAUUUGGAAGGUUUUAACAUUGAAAGUGAGUGGAGGACUUGGGGGCAGAGCAGCACAAAGAAACAGCCUUACACUGGGCACAUGGAGGAGACGUCCACCCUGCAGCCAGGACUGGGGUUCACGUUGCUGCCAGAGCUACACUCGCCUUCUGCUUCCACAGUCCUGUUAAUUCUAGAUCAGAGAGCAAGAAAAAAGUACAGAACAUAUCCUCUACGGUUAUUUCCUGCUUUCUAAUUAAAAAAAUAAUAACCAUGGCAAGAGAGAAAGAAAGAGAAAGUACUCAGAGGCUGACACUGACAUUUCACUUCCUCGCUCUCCUAAGUUUAAUUACAACAGCACGUGCAGCCACGUCAGCCAAAUGACUUCAUUUCUGAUGUGAAAACGCUUAGGCCAUGAUGUCGUUCAUUUUCCGUAAUUGCUGCCUUUUCUCAUUCUGUUAAUAGUCCCGGCAACCAGAUUUCAUGUGUACAUGGUGAUUCAAAGGCAAAAUUUGUUUAUGGGGCUUUUAAUCGAAAGCGUGUGUGCCUGAACAUUCUUGCUCAAGUUGAUGAAUCAUGGGGUGGAAUAAAGGCUGAGUCUAGUUUUUCACUUUAGCAAAGGGGCAAUGGGGUGCCUACUAGGUGCGAGACAUUGGGAGGGGCUUCUGAAUUAUUCUGGAUAUCGUCAUUUUGCAGUGUGUAUAAUUUCACCAACCAUUGCUUUCGUAGCCCCUGCUAAGUGUUGACUUCUUAAAAUAUAAGUUUAUUGUAAAAGUGACAUGAAAAUUACAACAGAUAUUCCAGACCAAAAUAAUACAACAAUCCCAGCAUCUGAUUGAGUCAGUGUUUGCUGUUUCCCCUGUACUUUCCUAGUUCUUAAGCAUUUGUGUAUAUAAACAUUCAUAUUUGCAAUAAAAAAGUGAGCUUUUAUAUUCUAAAUUUUUACUUAACUUAAUUCAAUGCUUUCUACUCAUUUUUCUAUACUUUUUUUUUUUUUUUUUUUUUUGAGGCAGAGUCUCAUUCUGUUGCCCAGGCUGGAGUGCAGUGGUGAGAUCUUGGCUCUCUACAACCUCCACCUCCCAGGCUUAAGCGAUUCUCAUGCCUCAUCCUCCCAAGUAGGUGGGAUUACAGGUGCCCACCACCAAGCCCUGCAAAUUUUUUUGUAUUUUUAGUAGAGACAGUGUUUUGCCAUGUUGGCCAGUCUGGUCUCGAACUCCUGACAUCAGGUGAUCCACCUGCCUCGGCCUCCCAAAGUGCUGGGAUUACAGGCGUCAGCCACCACGCCCUGCCUACUCUUUGUUUUCUUUCCUCCCCACCCAUUUUCUCCAGUCCUGCCCCCUCCUUCCAGCCUGAGAUGUAGGCUCCAUCUUAACUGUGCUCAGAUACAUAAGUGAGGGCUUUUUAACUUGAUUAUGCCUUUUAAAAAUACUAUGUAUGUAAAAUAUUUAUUCAUCUGCAAUUUGGCUUCCCUAACUUAACAUUGCAUCAUGAAACUCUUUGGAACAACAGCUAUCUAGAUAGCUGGCUCAUUCUUUUGGAUUGCUACGUAAUCUCACUUAAUACAGAUGUAUCAUGAUUGAUUGAAUCAUUGCCUUGUUGAUGGGCCUUCAGAUUAUUUCCAGUUUUUUGCCACUGCAAACAAUAAACAUCCUUGUACAUACUA
This is a messenger RNA of Pan troglodytes (chimpanzee), 4664 nucleotides long. It is a transcript of the gene PRND, whose product is annotated as prion like protein doppel. The transcript is spliced from 2 exons. The coding region runs from base 764 to 1294 and encodes 176 amino acids. Gene Ontology annotation, cellular component: membrane. Gene Ontology annotation, biological process: protein homooligomerization. The record is from RefSeq and is a predicted model, not a curated record. Lineage: Eukaryota; Metazoa; Chordata; Mammalia; Primates; Hominidae.